Sardina pilchardus (European sardine) is the source of this 2471-nucleotide messenger RNA. RefSeq names its product TATA box binding protein (TBP)-associated factor, RNA polymerase I, A (gene taf1a). Gene Ontology annotation, biological process: transcription by RNA polymerase I. The record is from RefSeq and is a predicted model, not a curated record. The coding region runs from base 340 to 1635 and encodes 431 amino acids. NCBI's taxonomy places the organism in Eukaryota, Metazoa, Chordata, Actinopteri, Clupeiformes, Clupeidae. Gene Ontology annotation, cellular component: RNA polymerase I transcription regulator complex. The transcript has 10 exons.
AUUUGGAAGCCGUGGGGACUUGGGGCACUUUCUUGCAUUCUCCGGACCUUUCUCAAAGCCCUUAUAAAGUUAUUAUAAAGUAUCGGAGUGAAUUACGUUUUCUAGUGGGACUUGCGGCGGUGGAGGGCACUGUCGUGAAGUGGUGAGAUUUUAUAUAGGCUAUGUGCUGAAUUUUACGAUGCCAUUGACGGGAAAAGGACAUCAUUGCUAGUUUGAAAAGAUUACCGCUCUUUGGAGUUACCCGCAGUUCGGAUAUUCUCUCUGUGUUUGGUUGUAUUUUGCGCGUUCAGUGCUGGUGUUUGCGGUUCAGGCAGCGGACACCGGUUUUUUGUCAACAUCAUGGACGAUAUCGAAGCUGAGCUGUGCGCUGCAGGUAACACCAAUGUAGAUGAUAAGUCUGACGAUGUCACAUGGGGUCGACGCAACAUUAAAUUGGCACCAUCCCUGCUCUUGCCGCCAGCGUUAUUUCCAGAGAGGUCGAACAUGUCUGGUUUCCAUAAGACCAUAAAGCUCUGCCUUUUGGCCAUUAAGGACGCAAUGCUCCAUCAUCGGUGGGAGGACGCAGCUAAAUACAUAUCUUAUUAUACGCAGGCACUUGAGGACACCUCUACUACGAAGCAAGCUGUGUCAACUGAGAUCAUGUGGCGUCUUGGCUGUGAGAUUUUACACCACCAUCCCAACUCCAAGUCUGAGGACAUAAUUGAUCUCUAUGAACGAAUGAAAAACUUUGGGGUAAAACACUUUGCCAAGAUUAGCCUAGAUCAUGCUUUCCAUCUGCUGAAGAAUGGCCAACUUGAGGAGACCAGAAGGCAGUUAUCCGUGGCAGAGAGCUGGAGAUAUGGCAAACAGUCUGCUGCCCAGUCACAAGAUUUGACUCUCAUUCGUGUUUAUCGCGGCUUCCUGGAUUACAUCACUUGGAAACACAGAAGAUCCCUGGUAGAGGAGUCAGAUCACCAUGGUGAUGGCCGUAACCCAGAGAUGCACAGCUACUUCCGGCAAGCCUCUGUUACCCUACGGGAAGCCAUUAGACAGCCCGGCAUCUGGGAUUCAUUUGUGCUCGCCUACAUAGACAUGCUCGAAUUUUACAAUGACCAUAGUGAAGCGGAAAAGGCUCUGAAGGAUUACGCGUAUGACAAGGCAUUCCCUGCCAAUCCGAAUGCCCAUGUCUACCUGUAUGAGUUUCUGAGGAGAAACAAUGCCCCCAAGAGGAAGCUAAUGGAAGUGCUGGAGAUUCUGCGGGCUCUGGUACCUUCUCAUAAGCUGAUGUUGCAAUAUUGCUUCUUUCUGCUUAACUCAGAUGAUGAUGAUGAUGAUGAUGAUAAACUUCAGAGGGCACUUCAGGUAAUCAUGGACCUUCUUGAGUACAUCAGCUGGAAGCAGAAUCCUUAUGCUUGGAAGUGCCUCUGGGACGUUAUUGUCUCACUGACGGAAAGAUGUCGCAAGGAUGUAAUCACACAGGAGUGGCAGAAGAGGAAAGAGCUGUGGAUGCCGCUGCACUUCAAAACCCACCACGCCAGACAGGAUGCCAAGGUGGAUCAGGACCUGCUGUUGCUCAAGGCCCAGGUCGCUCCAAAGCUUGUUGGAAAGAAUGCUGAGUACCGCAAAGCUGCUCUACAGUUGAUUGAUAAUGCCUGAAUGUGGGAUGAGAAAAAUGAACUCUCGGACAUCUCCACUGUGGACACCUAUUGGAGUCUUCCUAACCCCUUGGUACAGUUGGAACGUAGAUAAAAAUCUGACUGAGACAAAAAUGACUCUAAGGACAGGAGUUAUUACCUUUGUAAAACUCUUCAUUUAUGCUUCUGUCAGCCGACUAUGACUGUAUGCACCUCAGUUACGUAUUGGAUGUGAGAGCUGAAUGUGAUUAUGCUGAAGAGUAACUGGAACCACAAGGUGGCGCUCAUGAUGUGGUGCAGCAUUUUCCACCUUUGUGGUUGAAUAUGGUUGGCAAAAAGAAGAGUGUGUGUGUGUGUGUGUGUGUGUGUGUGUGUGUGUGUGUGUGUCUGUCUGUCUGUCUGGACACAACUGCUCCAGUGAGGGAAGUCUGUCAUGAGGGGGUAGAAAUAACACCACAGACACACUGACCUAAACACAGACGUGCACACACAGAGACAGCAGAAGUUUGUAAAUGUGUGCCUUGUCAGGUUAGGGAUUUGUGAUCACACGUUCACAGGCUCUAGUUUUGCAAGCUACUAGUCACACUGCCACCAUUUUAUAUAAAUUUUUGUCUGUUUUUACAUUGGCCAUACCCGAGGUAGGGGUAUUUAUGAGGAUUUGUAUGAGAGUCUUUGUUUACAUGGCGUAUAUUUGGAGCGCAUACCUCUUCUACGACUCUAAACCCAAAUGGUGUCAGACUUGUCACUUUGUCACUUGAGCCUUUGUGAAUAAUAAAAUCUUUUUCAAAAAGUUUUAUUUUUGUAAACUCACCCACUUGGCGGCUGUUGAUAAUUAAAUAAUAAAACCUAUUGAAUGAA